AUCAAAGAAUAAAUUUAUGCUCAUUUUUUAACGAUGCAUUUCAUCUUCGAUACACCCACACGUUCAUGAGUUUUCAUGUCUCUGGUGAUAGCUACAGAUACCAUUAGGGCAUGUAUCGCGUAUCCUGCGAUGGGAAUAAUUAAGAAGAACACAUAAUUGUAGCUAGUAAAUUUCUUGAACUGGGUCAAUCAAUAUGUGGAACUUUUCCCAUAUGAGCCAACUCUCCCUACUAAGGGUGGUGCGCGCGUGGAAAAUCCUUUCAGUGCGCGGAAAAUUCGUGCCGUGACCAUCCCAAAGAUGUCGUCUGAUCAUUUAACAGUUGUGAAAGUUCCAGAAAAUCGCUUCGAGGAAGCGAUACAUCAUUUGAAAUGGAAUUUCUUUUCUGAUGAACCAUUGAAUCACGCGGUAGGACUAUGCGAUAAAGGGGAGAGCCAGUUCGAGCUGGAAAGACACUGCCAGCUGACUUUGAAUCAGGGAUACUCGAGGAUGCUGGUGGAUCAAAAUGGGACGAUAGCUGGUAUGGCUUUGAAUGGUAUCCUGAAGAAAGGAGAACGAGAAGAGGCUGAACGUCGACUCGCCGAAUUGAACGACGAGAAAUUCAAAACAAUUUUCGGUCUUCUUUACAAAGUUAACGAGAAAAUUGAUCUCUUUUCCAAAUACAAUGUCGAAGAGCUGUUCGAGUGUCGAAUCCUCAGCGUGGACGAGAACUUCCGUGGGAGGGGUUUGGCGAACGUUCUAAUGGCAGAUAGUAUAGAAAUAGCAAGAAAUGCCGGCUUUAAGGUGUUCAAGGCCGACGCAACGGGAAUGUAUUCGCAGAAAGUUUGCUUGAAACAUGGUUUUCAGGUGGAGGCUGAAAUUUUGUACUCAGAUCUCGAUGAAUCGAUCAGACCGGCUCCACCCCAUCAAGCUCUAAAGCUGAUGGUAAAAGUAUUGAAUUAAAUUACAGAACAAAACGAAAUUUAACGUUAUAAAUCUUCGGUAAACAAAAGAAUUUUACGAAUGAAGAGUAGUGUAUACUAUGUGUAUCGUUGUGUGACAAUAACAGGUCUCUAAUGUGUAUGUUUCUCUUAAAGAUGCAUUUACAAAGUACUUGUAUCUAUAGAGGGUGGGCCGCGUGUUUCUCUUAGAAAGUAUUACAAAUUCGAAACAUCGGUCACCGCCCAUUAUCUGUGUUCCAAAUAACGUAUCUUUAUUAAAACAUUCGAGUCGACAAAUGCAAGAACAUUUGUUCUGCAAUUUGUUGAUUCAAAAUGAAUUAUCGAAGUCAGUUGCUCUGGUUAACGUGAUACAAAAAAAAAAAAAGAAAAUUAUGUCUUCGUGUAUGUCAUAAGGGAAUAACAGCGUAUAUCGUUCGACAAUAGAAAUGUGAUGGAAAAUAAAUAUCCUGUGUCAAAUGUUAUACAUUGACAUUUGUUGAUUCUUAUAUAGAUUCUACAGUUUGCUGGUGGUAAAUUGAAAGUAUAUCGUAUACACGCAUGGUACACAAUUUUUGACGUUUUCGAUUGUGUACAAUGUUUUUUUAUAGCCGUCAGAAAAGCGCAGUAACACGGAUCGUUUCUUACCCCGUGUAUAACGAUUUAUCGAAAACGAUGAAUUAGCUUAUGGCUACAGGAAUUACUCGGUGAUGGGUCCAUAUGAGUAUAACGUAAAAGUUACAAGAAAUAUUAUUUUUGUUGGUGUCACAUAUUAUGAAAAUAUAUUACAACUUAUUUUGUAAAACUAUCCAUCAAAUAAAUAUUACAAUUUAUAAUGACUAAAGCCUCAUAACAUAUGUCCUUCUAACAGAUUUCAAAUUUAAAUCAUAUUAAACGUGGAUUCUUAAAUAAGUACAAUUUUAUUUGAACAAUAAAUGUAUAAAUAUGCGAUACAAUAAGCAUAUCUAACAAUUAAUUUCUCAUAAAGAUUUAAGAAGGAAUGCAGUCUUACAACAAUAUUUAUACCGCAGUUUACCGGAGUCCAUAACUGCGACGCGCAUGUUGGAAGAUGGUGGGGGAACGCAGCGAGCUCUCUGCCAAUCGCUUUCCACUUCG
Molecule: messenger RNA, 2030 nt
Organism: Osmia bicornis bicornis
Lineage: Eukaryota; Metazoa; Arthropoda; Insecta; Hymenoptera; Megachilidae
Product: arylalkylamine N-acetyltransferase 1-like
Exons: 3
Coding region: 298-939 (213 amino acids)
Molecular function (GO): N-acetyltransferase activity
Source: RefSeq, a predicted model, not a curated record